Molecule: messenger RNA, 2522 nt
Organism: Drosophila rhopaloa
Lineage: Eukaryota; Metazoa; Arthropoda; Insecta; Diptera; Drosophilidae
Product: CLIP domain-containing serine protease 2
Exons: 6
Coding region: 266-1807 (513 amino acids)
Biological process (GO): proteolysis
Molecular function (GO): serine-type endopeptidase activity
Source: RefSeq, a predicted model, not a curated record
UUACUCAGCUAGCCGGCAUUGUCGGUGCUCUUCGUGUGCUCUUUUGCUUUUGCCCAAGCUUACUUUAUUGCCUGAUAAUUGGUUUUUCGAGCUCUCUUUAUGUUUUGAUUCGUCGCCGCUGAAAUCGAAAUCUGAAUAGAGCUAGCUGGACGUGGAAGUAAGAUAUGCAUGCUAGGUCGGAGAUUGGACCAAUUUAUUUCAAUUUCGCACUUGGACGGGCGACGUUGUGUCAACGGUAUCCCAAUUUUAAAUUCGUUUGUUCGAAAUGCUGAGCUCAGAACUCGUCACCCUGUUAUUCUGCAUCCUGUGGCUGAAGGGGGAUCGUGGAGCCUCCGCCUGCCACUGCAUACGCCUUGUGAAGUGCGACCCCUUCGCCCGCCUCCUGCUUCAUCACGGGCCUGGAGAGCAGUCCGCAGUGUUCGCCAAGGUGCACGCCGCCAGUUGUGGCUUCCAAGGCCUCGAGCCGCUCGUAUGCUGUCCCUCAUCUCGGAAGCAAUACCACGAUGAGUCAUUCUCUGCCAAGCCAAGUCGUAAGAUGCGUUUUGCCCCGCCGGAUGAUCGCUGGAUUUGGGAUGAUAACGGUGACAGCAAGGGCAGUGGGCCGUCACACACCCACUCGGAUUACCUGGAAACCGAGACGAAUCUCCACGAUUACUGGAACUUCGAGGAGCAACGCAACUGCCCGCAGCCCGUGGAACCCGAGUUCUUCGACCGGCGAUUUGGUGGGGGCCACCACUUUCACUACCAUGUAGAGCACGGCGAGCAGGAUACGGCAUCACCGCGACCCAUUCCCAAAGAUAAGCCCAUUGUGUUUCCCGGGGACCUGCGCUUUUUGCGGCAGGGGGAGGAUAUAAUCUCUAACUUAGACCAAGGUCCUCCCCUCGCUCCGUUUACCACAACGUCAUCUAUGCAAAUUGCUACAAGUCCCGCUCCGGCAUCCUCAACCACCACAUCAUUACCCUUAGACUCUGAUAAGCUUCCGGUAAACCAAGAUAACCUUCCAGGAUGCGGGAUUAGUGUGGAGAGCCGACUGCAAGGGGGAGAACAGGCCUCUGCUGGGCAAUAUCCAUGGCUGGCGAGAAUCGCCUAUCGCAACCGAAGCAGCAGCCGCAUUAGCUUCCGCUGCUCCGGAUCUCUAAUCUCCAACAACCACAUCGUGACUGCCGCCCAUUGUGUGGUCAACUUGGUCAGCGACUUGGAACUAUCCCAUGUUCGAUUGGGAAAUAAAGAUGGGUCAACCCCGUUUGCAAUCGAACGGGUUAUAGUGCAUCCCAACUUCGAUCAGCCCAGAUAUGCCAACGACAUUGCCCUCCUAAGAAUCAACAACACGGAUGGAGUCUUUACACCCAUCUGCUUACCCUUGAACGAGUCCACCACCCUCGGGAACAGGCUGAUAGGACAAACGGGAGUUGCUGCCGGUUGGAGUACUGGGAAUCCGGAAAAUAAUGGGUCGAUGGACUCUUCGAGCUCCUCCGCCUCAGUGCGCUUCAUCCGUUUGCCGAUAGUGAACACCACCAGCUGCGCUAUCGCCUAUGCUAGUCUCAGCGAGAACUUCCAGCAGCCCAUUGUAAUCACCCCGAACCACCUGUGCGCCCAGGGUAUGCCUAUGAACGACGUGUGCCGCGGUGACAGUGGUGGACCCUUUAUGGACGACGGAACAUCCGGCCUCUUCGGAGGAAGUGGACGCCACACGCUUAUCGGCAUCGUGGCCUUCGGACCCACGCUGUGCGGCGUGACCACCAUUCCGGGAGUAUAUACCCUCGUCAGUAGCUUCUCUGAAUGGAUCCUGCGAAGCAUCCGCGGAUGAUCGCAUCAGUGAGCGGUCGUGUUGGGCACCUAACCCAAGCGCAGCUCAUCCAAAGCUUUCAAUGCCAAAGUUUUAAGAGUACAUCCAAAUAAGAAAAGUAUCGUACAUUUUGUGGAUCAAUGAAAACAGUUCUGCUUCCUACUUUAAUCAGCACAACGCCAAUAAACUUUACAUUAAUAAUAUUUAAAUUCUCUGAAGAACUUAGUACAUAAACUAAACGUUCAAAGGUAUUAAUGCACGAUUAAAAGCCUUUUAUAUGUUUAUAAAAUGUAUGUUAUAAAUGUAAAUUGGUAACUACCUCAUGGAAAUUGAAAACGAGAAUAAAAUAUUUCAAAGACAAAAUCGAUUUAGUGAAGCAAUUCAGCUAAAAAUAGAUUUUGCAAUAUAAUAAGUCAAUGCCAAUCGCACAUGACUUUAGUAUGUAAAAAUACAUUUUCAUUUAUUUUAUUUUUCGUACUUAUACAAGCAUUGUAAAACAUUCCGAUUAAACUUCCUAGGCACAUGUUCUUAGAAAAAUUCCACAUAAGGGUAUUGGUACAAUACAAUUAUAGACGGUUUGCAUUCAACAAUUGUAGUUCUGCUAUUUAGUUCUAGUUAAUAACUUUAACAGAAAUUAUAUAAAAAGUAGUGUCAUUUCAGUAGACGAAAAAAAAGCCACGUUAAUGCAAAAAAUAUCUGUAUAGAGUUUUGUUGGCCCUUAUUUAUGUAUGUACUU